Messenger RNA from Xenopus laevis (African clawed frog), 1600 nucleotides. RefSeq names its product msh homeobox 1 S homeolog (gene msx1.S). The transcript has 2 exons. Gene Ontology annotation, biological process: embryonic morphogenesis; regulation of DNA-templated transcription; regulation of transcription by RNA polymerase II. NCBI's taxonomy places the organism in Eukaryota, Metazoa, Chordata, Amphibia, Anura, Pipidae. Gene Ontology annotation, cellular component: nucleus. The record is from RefSeq and is marked provisional. Bases 70 to 897 code for a protein of 275 amino acids. Gene Ontology annotation, molecular function: DNA-binding transcription factor activity, RNA polymerase II-specific; RNA polymerase II transcription regulatory region sequence-specific DNA binding; DNA binding.
CUGGUGCCCGGGGAUUCGUUGUAUGGAUCGCACUCCCCUACUGUAACUUCUCAGCUCGGAUCUCUCUGUAUGGCCCCGGCUCUGCUUAUGGCUUCUUACCAGCCUGGGGUGAAAAUAGAAGAACGUCCCUUGAAUAGGAUGCAACAAACUGGUGUGAAGCCGUCCCUGGGCGAGGACAAGCCCAAAGUGCCCGGGAUCCUGCCUUUCAGCGUGGAGGCCCUCAUGGCCGAUAGGAAACCUGGGAGAGACCGGGACCUGUCUAGCCCCACUGGAUCUCCGCUGGCAGGAACAUCACACAGUCCCAGGGUGGGAUCUAUUGCAGCCGGAGAGACCCCCAACUCCCCAAUUUCACUUGGAAACCGUUACCCUGUAGGGGCCAUUAUGCAACUGCCAGAGGAGACGCUGCUCAAGCCUGAGAGUCCCGAGAGAAGCUCAUGGAUCCAAAGCCCAAGCUUCUCACCUUCCCCAACAAGAAGGAUGAGCCCACCCGCCUGCCCUUUGAGAAAGCACAAAACCAACAGAAAGCCCAGGACCCCCUUCACUACAUCCCAACUGCUGGCCCUGGAGAGGAAGUUCAGGCAGAAGCAGUAUCUGUCCAUAGCAGAGAGGGCAGAGUUCUCCAGCUCCCUCAACCUCACAGAGACCCAAGUGAAGAUCUGGUUCCAGAACAGGAGAGCCAAAGCCAAAAGACUCCAAGAAGCAGAGCUGGAAAAGCUAAAAAUGGCUGCUAAACCCAUGCUCCCCCCUGCAUUUGGUAUCUCCUUCCCUCUUGGGACCCCAGUACCCACAGCCUCCUUGUAUGGGACCUCUAAUCCUUUCCAGAGGCAGGCCUUGCCAAUGUCUCCUAUGGGACUUUACACAGCCCACCUUGGAUACAGCAUGUACCAUCUGUCCUAAGACUUGUUUAUGCUCCAUUGAGACUGUGGGAAAGAAGACUUGAGUGAUUUUUUCUUGCACUCCCUAUAUUUUUUCACUAUUUAUGAGUUCCUAGGGAAUUGAAUUGUAGAAAUACUAUGUCACUUCAAUAUGCCUAUUGUCAUCUUGUUAGCUGUGUCUAAAUCAUGAGUUCCAGGUGUCUUGCUCACUACCAGCUUCCCAAGUUCUUAUCCCAGUCCAUAAAGUAUCAGAACCGAGGGGAUAUCUGUAACCUUGAAAGCACCAAACCCACUGCUUCAGGAGUUGUCCUACAUUGUAGGGAAAGGCUUCCCAGCAAAGGUGGUGAGCAGUGUAAAUAUUAUAUUAUAAUAUGGUGCAAACAGGAUUGAGAGUUUGUGCAGAAAAAAUCCAUAAUAAUAACCCAGACUGGGGUAAGAGCACAAUUUUGGGUGGGACCAGCUGCUGUUUAACUGUAAUUUAUGGGAGCUUGGCACCUCCACAGAAUGACAAGAUUGAUAAAGGGAGUUAAUUAUCUCUUACAUAUAAGAGAUACGUGUAAAAUAGUAUUGAAACUUUCACUUAACAGCACUGUCUGUUUGCGUUUCGUUAUUGCAAUUAUAUCCCUUUGGAAGGGAGUGUAUGUAAUAUGUAAUAUAUUGUACAUUUGAAAUUUAUUAUCCUUUAUAUUAUAGCUAUAUUUGUUAAAUAAAUUAAUUUUAAUGUA